This is a messenger RNA of Cuscuta europaea, 5426 nucleotides long. NCBI's taxonomy places the organism in Eukaryota, Viridiplantae, Streptophyta, Magnoliopsida, Solanales, Convolvulaceae. The record is from the annotation of a GenBank genome assembly.
CGUAUUAUUUUACAAAUUUAAUAAACAAAUCGUUCUUCAAAAAAGGAUGACUCCUCAUCCCUGAGGGUCCCCAAUCCCGACCGGAAGGUACGUUGUGAGGAUGUAAAUUGAACUAUAAUCCCAAUCUGACAGAUAGAGAAUGAGGCUCUGUCCCCGAUACUUGCAGAGGCCCGAUGCAUUUUUAGCAUAGUAACCUCUAAGUGUUAUUUUACAUAUUUAAUAAACAAGUCGUACUUCAAAUUAUUCUGUGACGCACACAUCUCAAUCAACCCCACCUAAGAAGAGUAUAAACUACACGUACAUAUUAACAUAAAUAACACUGCACCCGGCCAGAAUUAUGGGCUUGUGGAAUCCCAACUACCCAGCUUCCGCAGCGGCCGCUGUCUAGCUCUUCCGUGUAGGCGGCGUAGCUACUCCCUCACGACGGUUUCUCAUAUUCUCCGUCGUAGCUACUUCAGUUCAAGAAGCUGUCAAGAAAACUUAGGACUUCAAGCUGGUUAGAGAUUGGAGGGUCGGGCAUGAAAGUGGCGGGAAACAAGAUGUCAUCUUCAGCUUCUUCUUGGAUCACAUCUGUUUCUUGCGCCGCCCCAGGGGAGGACUUGUUUGUUUUGCCUGCAAUCAAAUGGCUAAGAUUCAUCUUCCUUUCUCCAUGUCCUCAAAGAGCUCUUUUAUCAGCCAUUGAUAUCUUGUUCCUUUUUGCUCUGCUCUUCUUUGCUCUCCAAAAGCUCUAUUCCCAAUUCCGGUGUAAUAGGAGGGAAUCACCAAAUGGAGUUGACAAACGGCCCCUUAUCCAUUCCCACACACCUCAAGUUGUUAACACUGAUAUUUGGUUCAAAUUAUCCAUAUCACUUUCUGCUAUAUUAGCAGUUUUCUCUCUGGUAUUAAGCAUUCUCACAUUUUGUAGGAGUGUUUCACCCCCAUGGAAUAUAAUAGAUGGAUUUUUUUGGCUUUUUCAUUCAAUAACUCAUUUAGUCAUCACAUUCCUCAUAAGGCAUGAGAAAAAAUUUCAAGCCACUAAACAUCUGCUAUCCCUACGUGUAUUCUGGAUAGCAGACUUUGUUGUAAUUUCCCUGUUCUUAUGUUCUGGGACUAUUCAUUUAGUCUCUCUGCAAGAAAGUGAUCCUAAUUUGAUAUUAGAUGAUAUAAGCUCAUUAGUUGUAUUCCCGAUUUCAACCAUUCUUCUGAUUGUUGGAAUUAGAGGAUCAACUGGGAUAUCAGUAACCGAAUCAGAAACUGGAGAGUAUGAAACUACUCUUCCGGGAAAAUCUAAUUUGACAGCUUAUGCCUCAGCCUCACUUCUUUCUAAAACAUUCUGGUUUUGGAUGAACCCAUUACUGAGUAAAGGCUACAAAUCUCCUCUGAAGCUUGAUGACGUUCCUACCCUUUCUCAUGAACAUAGAGCUCAAAGAAUGUCGGACCUUUUCGAGAGAAAUUGGCCUAAGGGAGAAGAGAACUCGAAACAUCCUGUCCGGACAACGUUAUUCCGUUGCUUCUGGAAAGAGGUUCUGUUUACAGCUGCUCUAGCAAUCCUAAGGCUCUGUGUGAUGUAUGUUGGGCCAUUGCUCAUUCAGAGAUUCGUUGACUUCACUGCUGGGAAAAGGACGUCGCCUUAUGAAGGAUAUUAUCUGGUCGGCAUUCUCAUGGUUGCAAAGUUCAUUGAAGUUUUAACUUCUCAUCACUUCAACUUCAAUUCCCAAAAGCUCGGAAUGCUCAUCCGGUCAACCCUCAUCACUUCCUUAUACAAGAAGGGGUUGAGGCUUACUUGUUCGGCAAGACAAGACCAUGGGGUCGGGCAGAUAGUGAACUACAUGGCUGUAGAUGCUCAGCAGUUGUCUGAUAUGAUGCUUCAGCUACAUGCCAUAUGGCUUAUGCCGGUCCAAGUCUCAAUAGCCUUAGCCAUACUGUACACCAGCCUUGGAGGUUCCGUAGUUGUAACCCUUGUUGGGCUUGUUGCUAUAUUAGCGUUUAUUGUGCUUGGGGCCCGAAGAAAUAACCGGUUCCAAUUCAAUAUCAUGAAGAAUCGUGAUUCUCGAAUGAAGGCGACGAACGAGAUGCUCAAUUAUAUGCGUGUUAUAAAGUUUCAGGCUUGGGAAGAGCAUUUUAACGAGAGGAUACGAUCGUUUCGUGAGGUGGAGUACGGGUGGCUAUCUAAGUUCAUGUAUUCAGUUUCGGGGAACAUGAUCGUCCUUUGGAGCACACCGUUGCUCGUGGCCACACUCACGUUUGGGAGUGCAAUUUUGUUGGGGGUCCCACUUGAUGCCGGGAAAGUGUUUACGGCGACCUCGAUCUUCAAGAUGUUACAGGAGCCAAUCAGAAACUUCCCACAAUCCAUGAUCUCACUUUCGCAAGCGAUGAUAUCUCUUGAGAGGUUGGAUAAAUAUAUGAUGAGUAAGGAGUUGGUUGACAAUUCGGUUGAAAGGGUCGUAGGGUGUGGGGAUGGUGUUGCAGUGGAAGUGAAAGGCGGAACUUUUAGGUGGGAUGAUGAACGAGGCGAACGAGUGCUUAAAGAUCUAAAUUUUGAAAUCAAGAAAGGGGAACUUGUAGCUGUCGUGGGGACCGUCGGGUCUGGGAAAUCAUCUCUUUUGGGAUCUGUUCUUGGUGAGAUGCACAAACUCUCGGGGAAGGUACGAGUUUGCGGUUCAACCGCCUAUGUUGCUCAGUCGUCAUGGAUUCAGAAUGGGACCAUACAGGAGAACAUCCUGUUUGGUUCAACAAUGCAUAAAGAGAGAUAUGAGAAAGUCAUUAGGGUUUGCUGCUUGGAAAAGGACAUGGAAAUGAUGGAGUAUGGUGAUCAGACAGAAAUUGGUGAGCGUGGUAUUAACCUUAGUGGUGGCCAGAAGCAGCGGAUUCAACUUGCAAGAGCUGUUUAUCAGGAUUGUGACAUUUACCUGCUUGACGAUGUUUUUAGUGCUGUUGAUGCUCACACUGGUUCUGAAAUCUUUAAGCAAUGUGUGAAAGGAGCUCUCAAGAAUAAGACAACGAUAUUGGUUACCCAUCAAAUAGACUUCUUGCACAAUGUUGACCAGAUCCUAGUGAUGCGGGAUGGGAUGAUUGUGCAAUCAGGAAAAUAUAAUGAUCUUUUGAAGUCUGGCUUGGAUUUUAAAGCACUAGUAGCUGCCCAUGAGUCAUCACUGGAACUUGUUGAUGUGGAAACCACUCUAGAUAGCAAAGAUAUACCGAAAAAGGAACAAACUACACAAACAUCAUUUAAACAGGCAGGUGAGAGUGAGGAUGGAACUCUGCAGCGACCAGAGUCCAGUAAUGGAAGUUCCAAACUGAUAAAGGAAGAGGAAAGAGGGUCAGGAACUGUUGGUUUCCAGGUCUACAAAUUAUAUUGCACGGAGGCGUUUGGUUGGUGGGGUGUAGUGACUGUUGUGAUGCUAUCCUUACUUUGGCAAGGGACACAGAUGGCGAGCGACUACUGGUUGGCAUACGAAACCUCUGAAGAACAAUAUGCAUCAUUCAACGCUUCUUGGUUUCUUGAGAUAUAUGGUAUUAUCGCGGUCCUAUCAUCUGUGCUGAUAGUGCUGAGAAUGUACUCUGUCACAAUUAUGGGCCUCAAGACUGCUCAAAUAUUCUUUAGUCAAAUUCUCCACAGCAUACUUCAUGCUCCUAUGUCCUUUUUUGAUACAACACCUUCUGGCAGAAUUCUCAGUCGGGCAUCCAAUGAUCAGACCAACAUUGAUGUUUUCCUUCCCUUUUUCAUGAGUCUGACACUGUCAUUUUACAUCACACUCAUUGGCAUCAUCAUCAUGACUUGCCAAUAUACUUGGCCAACUGUAGUGCUUUUGAUUCCGCUUGGUUGGCUUAACUUCUGGUGCCGGGGAUACUUUCUUGCAACUUCACGGGAAUUGACGAGGCUAGACUCUAUCACGAAGGCACCUGUUAUCCAUCAUUUCUCAGAAAGUAUUGCUGGUGUUAUGACAAUACGUUGCUUUAGAAAACAGGAAGGGUUCAGCCUAGAAAAUGUCAACCGGGUCAAUGCAAACUUGCGAAUGGACUUCCAUAAUAAUGGGUCUAAUGAAUGGUUAGGGUGCCGAUUAGAACUUAUUGGAAGUUUCAUUCUAUGUUCCUCUGCAGUGUUCAUGAUUGUGUUGCCUAGCAGCAUCAUCAAGCCAGAAAAUGUUGGCUUGUCUCUGUCAUAUGGAUUGUCCCUCAAUGCCUCGCUGUUCUGGACAAUAUUUGUUAGUUGCUUUGUGGAAAAUAAAAUGGUUUCUGUUGAGAGGGUUAAACAGUUUACAAACAUACCAUCAGAAGCACAAUGGAGAAAGAAGGACACUGUUCCACCGCCAAACUGGCCAAACAAAGGAAAUGUUGAACUUGAAGACUUACAGGUCAGAUACCGCCCAAACACACCUUUAGUCAUUAAAGGCAUAACUCUAAGCAUAGAAGGGGGGAAGAAGAUUGGUGUGGUUGGUCGAACAGGCGGCGGAAAAUCCACCCUUAUCCAAGUUUUCUUCAGGUUGGUGGAGCCCGCAGCAGGACGGAUAAUCAUCGAUAACAUUGACAUUUCCAUCCUUGGCCUUCAUGAUCUUAGGUCUCGCUUUGGAAUCAUCCCACAAGAACCUGUUCUUUUUGAAGGAACCGUGAGAAGCAACAUAGACCCUAUUGGGGAGUACUCAGAUGAAGAAAUAUGGAAGAGCCUUGAACGUUGCCAGCUUAAAGAUGUUGUAGCUUCUAAACCUGAGAAACUUGGCUCCCCUGUUGCUGAUAACGGAGAUAACUGGAGCGUUGGGCAGAGGCAGCUUCUUUGCUUAGGGAGAGUAAUGCUAAAAAGAAGCAAACUUCUGUUUAUGGAUGAGGCAACCGCAUCCGUUGAUUCACAGACGGAUGGUGUGAUUCAGAAGAUCAUCCGUGAAGACUUCGCUUCCUGUACAAUAAUCAGCAUUGCUCAUAGAAUACCCACUGUCAUGGACUGUGAUCGCGUUCUUGUAAUAGAUGCAGGUAAAGCUAAGGAGUUCGACCGGCCAUCUCACUUGUUGGAGAGGCCUUCACUCUUUGGGUCUUUGGUUCAGGAAUACGCUAACCGGUCGUCUCAACUCUAGCUCUAGUCUCUCUGUUCGGCCAUCAAGAAAAUUUUCUCCCCUGCAAAUGCGCGGAGUAUCACAUAUUUUUGACCUGGUGGAAAAUGUUCAAAUCUUACGGAAUAAUAAUGCUGGAGAAGCUCUUUUCUUUGUUAGGCUGUGAAUUGUGCUUAGAUGUACCACCUAGUUUCUUAGUGGAAUCCUUCACUGCAAAUCUGCAAUAUUGCUAUUAAUAAGCUUGUUAUUUACAGAACUUGGUCUUGCCCUUGAAAAUUUAAGGAGCUAAGGACACACUAAUUCCUAUAAGACAGGACUCCUAUCUCUGUUCCUCCCACGGCUAUCCAUACCAAUGAAGUUCAUCCAACCGGACCCCGUUUUCAAAUGGUCCAUCUACAUUUUUCA